Molecule: messenger RNA, 302 nt
Organism: Cylicostephanus goldi
Lineage: Eukaryota; Metazoa; Nematoda; Chromadorea; Rhabditida; Strongylidae
Source: the annotation of a GenBank genome assembly
AUGACAUUGAAUUUGAAGAGCACUGAUCUUUCAGAAGGACACUGCAAAGGUGAUUGCCGAGUGAAACACUGCAAAGCCCUUGUAAUAGAUCCGGAAGUCGGUUUUUGUGGCAGAUGGAGGCGAAAGCGUAAAAUAGGACCGGUAGAGGCUGAUGUUGCCGAAGCUAGACAGGCAGUCGGAACAUCUUUUGUGGAGCAUCAUUUGACAAUAACGCAACUCAAAGAUCUUUACCCUGAUUCAUAUAUUCACGACGAAUUCCCCGAGCGAAGCGAUGGACUACAUAGCGAGGAAGCAAGGUAAGA